This is a messenger RNA of Psilocybe cubensis, 1335 nucleotides long. RefSeq lists its product as uncharacterized. Gene Ontology annotation, biological process: pyruvate import into mitochondria. The transcript is spliced from 7 exons. NCBI's taxonomy places the organism in Eukaryota, Fungi, Basidiomycota, Agaricomycetes, Agaricales, Agrocybaceae. The record is from RefSeq and is a predicted model, not a curated record. Gene Ontology annotation, cellular component: mitochondrial inner membrane. The coding region runs from base 1 to 1335 and encodes 444 amino acids.
AUGGGUGGCUUUGUUCUCGCAGAUAGCAAUGGGAGAGUGGAAGUCAUUACAGAUGAACAUUUCUACGACUUGCUCGAUAAAGGGUCAAUAUCUUUUCCGGACGUUUCUAAAGAUCAGAUUUGUUCCCUAUCUAGGGGAGAUGGUCUCUCAAAGUUGAUUGUUGUUGGUCAAACCUCGUGGUUUAUAGCUCAGUGCAUCUCCCGAGCUAUAAUGAGUGUCGGUUUGACAGGGCUUGAGCUGGUCACGCUCGCAUUUGCCUUUCUCAAUGGUUUGAUGUAUUUCUUGUGGUGGGAUAAGCCAUUGGACGCCGAAUAUCGCAUCCGAAUCUAUCCUUGUUCCAGACCAGCUCCAGUUCCACUGCCAGCAUGGAUAGAUCCUCUCUCGCCAACGACACAGAUCCUCUCGCAUGGUCAACCUGAAGCAGGUGGAAGUGCGGCUGUCAACUCGAAUUUACAAAACACAACGCUAACCCAGCCUCGACAGGAUGCCACUAAAUCUUCUUUCUACGUUCACUCGGGCCAUGUGUCUCCUGGAGCAAAAGACCACAUUACGCAAGACAGAGUAUCUCGUUUACGAGAGGCCUUCCUUUUUGGAUGGAAGCGCCUCUCUCAAAUGCGUGGUUCCCAUUACACACUUGAUUCACCAGUGACGGAAAUCCCAACCUUUUACGCUCUACCACAUCGCAUUACCGCUAUUCCGGCGUGUAAUAUGGCAAUUGCGGUCAUUGGUGUUAUGUUUGGUGCAAUACAUUGCGCGGGAUGGAACCUCGGGUUUCCAACACAAGAAGAGAAGGUCCUUUGGAGAGUUUGUGCGGUAGUGGUCUCCACGCUACCUGUUCUAAUGGUUUUCCAUGCGACGCUCCUCAUGAUUGGUGGUAUCCCAACUUUUCUUUCUGGAGCUCGACACAAAGGCUUCCUUCUUCCCCUCACUCUCAGACCGCCAUCCAGUAGAACUAUUACCGUGUCCCUCACGAUGUCCGGCCCUGCUGCUGCUUCUGGUGCUUCAAAGGUGUCUGCAUUUAUCAAUCACCCUGCCGGCCCCAAGACGGUGUUCUUCUGGGCACCCUUCAUGAAAUGGGGUUUGGUUGCAGCUGGACUGAAAGAUAUGAAUCGACCUGCGGAUAAGCUUAGCGUAUCCCAGAAUCUAGCGCUCGCAGCCACUGGCUUCAUAUGGGUACGGUGGUCCCUAGUAAUCACCCCCGUGAAUUAUAAUCUGGCAGCGGUCAACUUCUUUGUGGGGCUCUCGGGCAUCACGCAAUUAGGCCGCAUUGUUAAUUAUCGAAUGAACAAUCCGGAGCCAACUAACUCCACACCUUCAACGCCUUCAAAUUCAUGA